UUAAAACAACCAGUUACAAACCAUCUCUCUCUCGAUCUGAUCAGAUUGAUCAGUUGCUUUGGAGUUCUCGUUAGGGCAAGAUGUAUUUUAAUAGCCGAUCUCUAUCACUUGCUGCAGUUAUCUGCGUCGGGUGGAGUUUGUCUGCCAGUGCAAAACCGAUUCAGAUCUACGACGCUGAGACAGGAAAUUGGGUCGAUCUUGCGGUGGCGUCGGCAAAACCGGAAGUGACCACGGAAGUUGAGCAGCUUAUGCCGUCAUCCACAACAUCACCAGAAACGACAACUCCUUCGACAACAGCGAUGACACCCCCUUUCUUCGCUCACCCAACCGUUAAGCGAAAGAUUUUUCAAACGAUUAAAAUCUACGACAGGAGUCUCGGAAGGUGGAUUGAAUAUUCGCCGCCGUCUUCGCCAGUUGAAUCCGGACAGGAGCGAAUCAUUCCCAUUCAGCUGGACAACGGAUCGACCAUUAUGCCGACCCAAACGCAAACGCAAAUGACGAGUUCUACUCCCGCCCCUAUCAUUAAUAGUGGGGGUGAUUCAUUCCGGAGAACAACGACGGUGGAAAAGUUCAAAUGUUCACGGUCACCAAUUUCCGGUGUAAUAUGCCAGAAAAUUCCAGAUUCACAGGUUUCCGUUUAAAAGCUACUGUUUUUGAAAUAAUGAAAAAAAAAUAGUUUGAAAUGCAUUAAAAAAUCG
Uranotaenia lowii is the source of this 698-nucleotide messenger RNA. RefSeq lists its product as uncharacterized. NCBI's taxonomy places the organism in Eukaryota, Metazoa, Arthropoda, Insecta, Diptera, Culicidae. The record is from RefSeq and is a predicted model, not a curated record. The transcript has 2 exons. Bases 81 to 641 code for a protein of 186 amino acids.